Amoebophrya sp. A120 is the source of this 478-nucleotide messenger RNA. The record is from the annotation of a GenBank genome assembly. Lineage: Eukaryota; Dinophyceae; Syndiniales; Amoebophryaceae.
AUGUCCUGCUCCGAUUCAUCGGAGGACGUGGACGAUCUAGAGAGGGAGUUGCUCUACUAUCCUUUGCAAAAGUAUCGUACUCCUACUCGUCGUACAAAUGCCAGUCUUGCAACAUGACAGAUCUACUUGUUGUCGUUUGAGCUUGUUGAGGCCUGACUCUGCAUGCAAAUUGCACGCUUUGCUUCUGCAAAAAAUUGUCAUUUUAUUUCUACGUAAAACGAUAUCGAUACCUCUGCAAUGCAUAUCUGCAACGAGGCUGCAACUUUCUCCGAUUUUGAGGACCUGUUUUCCGUAUCUUCCAGUGGCAGUUCCUCGUCUACUUCCCUGGGCAGAGGCAAUGAUCGCAGCGUUUUGAUGCCGCGGCCCGAGAUGGGAAACCACGCAACCAAGAGAUGUUUGGCAAGGACAAGUACUAGAAGAGACGGAAAGAAAAGGAGCCGCGCCCCUGGUUGUAAAAAUGAAAAGGACAGCUCCUGCA